CCCUCUCCCCCUCCCCUAAACCCUCUCCUCUCCUUUCCUCUCCUCUCCUCUCCCAUGGCGCUCCCCCUCCUCCUCCUCCUCCUCCUCUCCUUCGCCCUCGCCUCCUCCUACCCCCGCGGAGCGGCGGCGGAACCGACACUCGGAGUCGAAUUCCACCACCGCUUCUCCGACCCCGUCCGCCGCUGGGCCGAGUCCCGCGCCCACCCCGGCGCGUGGUUCCCGGAGAAGGGCUCCGCCGCGUACUACGCCGCCCUCCUCCGCCACGACCGCGACCUCCGCCUCCGCCGCCGAUCCCUCGCCGCCGCCGCCGACUCUGAGCUCACCUUCGUCGACGGCAACACCACCGUGCGCAUCAGCUCCCUCGGAUUCUUGCACUACGCGCUGGUGACGCUGGGGACGCCGAACGUGACGUUCCUCGCGGCGCUCGACACGGGGAGCGAUCUCUUUUGGGUGCCCUGCGAUUGUCAGCAGUGCGCGCCCACCCCCACUUUCAGCUUCGAAAAUCAGCAGAUUGAAUUCAACAUGUAUGAUCCUAACAAAUCAUCGACAAGCCAAAUAGUUUCUUGCAACAGCAGCUUUUGUGAUUCUCAAGUUUCGUGCACUGGAGCCAGCAGCAAUUGUCCCUACACCAUUCAAUACUUAUCAGAUGCUACUUCAUCUUCUGGAAUAUUGGUUGAGGAUGUUUUGUACCUAACUACUGAGUAUUCGAACUCUCAAGUUGUUAAAACUCCCAUUGUCUUUGGUUGCGGAGAGGUUCAGACUGGUUCUUUUCUGGAUGGCGCGGCUCCAAACGGUCUGUUCGGGCUCGGUUUGGAAAAUAAUUCAGUUCCCAGCAUUUUAGCAAACAAAGGACUCGCUUCAAACUCCUUUUCGAUGUGCUUUGGAAGUGAUGGUUCCGGUAGGAUCAACUUUGGAGACAACGGAAGCUCGAACCAAUCAGAAACUCCAUUCAAUAUUGAUAACCAAAAUCCAUCAUAUAACAUAAGCAUAACAGGAAUCCAAGUUGGGAAUAGCUCCUUGAAUUAUGAUUUUAGUGCGAUUGUUGACUCUGGUACCUCCUUCACAACUUUGGCUGAUCCAAUGUACACUGCAAUUACUACUAGUUUUAAUACUCAGGUUCAGGAGAGUCGCCACCAGUUGGAUCCCUCUUUAGACUUUGAAUAUUGUUACGACUUGAGUCCUGGUCAAACUACAGUUAAUUUACCCGAUGUUAGUCUAGCAACAAAAGGUGGAAGCAGCUUCCCUGUAACUGACCCAAUAAUUGCUCUCUCCAACCAGCAAAGUGUAUAUGGAUACUGCCUGGCUAUUAUGAACAGCACCAAUGUGAAUAUUAUUGGCCAAAACUUUUUGACUGGCCUUCAUGUUGUCUUUGAUCGAGAGAGGAUGAUCUUGGGUUGGGAAGAAUCCAAUUGUUAUACUGCAGAGAACUCGACCGGUACUCUCCCAAUAAACAGUUCUGGAGCCUCUCCCUCCGCAGCCUCUGGGCCGGGCAGUCUUGACCCGGAAGCGACAAAGGGUUCACAAAACGGUACCCAGAUAACCGUCGUGGACACUUCAUCGAGCUAUUCUUCACCUUUGAGCGCCUCGAGAAGCGUCCUCUUAGUGCUUUUUGUGCUAUUCUUUGCAGUUCUUUGAGCAGUUUUUGGUUAGGCUGUUCUCAUUUAUGUGAUCUUUUAUCUAUACAUAACAUCUUUAGAUACCCAGCUUCAUAGUAUAGAGAAUUAGAAAUCAUAGGAUAGUUCACAUAGGAUGAUUUUUUUUUUCCCCAUUUACUGUGCUUCAUUGUUCUGUUUGAUUCCUUUAUGUCUCAUUCAUGAGAUAUUGGAUGUAGAUAAAUAAGGUUUUGUUGAAUAAUCUGUAGUGGACAGAGUUACUUAAUAUUAUAGAAUUAUUUUCCAUUGAGGUAUUGUUGGAUAAUCAUUUGUAGAGGUGGAUACUAGCUAUUUUUGUAUUUUCAUUUGAGGGAGUAAUCAAAAGGAAAGGGUGACACAUUACUGUAUCAAA
Molecule: messenger RNA, 2004 nt
Organism: Ananas comosus (pineapple)
Lineage: Eukaryota; Viridiplantae; Streptophyta; Magnoliopsida; Poales; Bromeliaceae
Product: aspartyl protease family protein 1-like
Exons: 10
Coding region: 55-1635 (526 amino acids)
Biological process (GO): proteolysis
Molecular function (GO): aspartic-type endopeptidase activity
Source: RefSeq, a predicted model, not a curated record